Sorex fumeus (smoky shrew) is the source of this 1976-nucleotide messenger RNA. Its product is annotated as zinc finger protein OZF-like. Lineage: Eukaryota; Metazoa; Chordata; Mammalia; Eulipotyphla; Soricidae. Gene Ontology annotation, biological process: regulation of DNA-templated transcription. Bases 270 to 1907 code for a protein of 545 amino acids. The record is from RefSeq and is a predicted model, not a curated record. The transcript is spliced from 5 exons.
ACCCCCAACCGCCCCCCUCUUCUCCCUUUUCCGCUGCAAAUUCCUGCUCCUAGUCCAUGUGGACUGUUUACUCAAGUUCAUUGUGAGACUGGAGGAGGAGCUGGGGCCCUGGACACGGGAUCGGAGGAAGUAGAAAGCUAAUGAGGAGAGAGCUUGGCUCAUGAGACUCUGAGACCUUGGAGGAAGCCAUGUGGGUCCCUUCCUGACUUCUCCCUUCACCUCUCCCAGGUACACUUCCAGGGGCCACAGUGAUUUCAAGAACAGAGACCAUGAGCGCAUCUCUGGGGAUGGUGGUUUUUGAGGAUGUAGCUGUGAGUUUCAGCUGGGACGAGUGGCAGCACCUGGAUGAGGUGCAGAGGACCCUGUACCGGGAUGUGAUGCUGGAGACCUACAGUCACCUAGAAUCACUGGGACAUUCGGUCACCAAACCGGAAGUGAUUGUCAAGUUGGAGGAACACGCAGAACCAUGGACAGCAGAACCUUCAAAACCUACCCUCAGAGAUAUUUCACCUUUGGAUGACUUGGUUGAGAGCACCCAGAAAAUUCAGGAUAGGCAUUUUUGGCAAGAUGUCGUCAGCAAGAGGAAAACAGCAACAAAGGAGAGUAUAAACUUAGGAAAUACUUUUAAUUUGAGUUCAGUCCGUGUUUCUGACCCCAUGGUAAAUAAUGGCAACUAUUCUAUCAUGAUGCCUGAGGACUAUAAUGUACUUACGAAUAUGUUUCUGACUGUUGGCCCCAGUGAGAUGCACCCUAUUCAAAAAUUUGAGGACCACAGCACUUUCUAUAACAUACCUUCUAUUACUGAUUAUACAGAAAUACACACAGGUGUUGAACCUCAUGAAUGCCAGAAAACCAGUGAGUUUUUAACCCUUGACAGGCAUCAGGGAACACACAUGAGGGAGAAAGUUAAAUACAUAUGUUCAGAAUGUGGGAAAACUUUAUCCCAGAGACGAGGACUCCUUCAGCACCAAAGAAUUCACACAGGUGAGAAACCCUAUGAGUGUAAAGAAUGUGGGAAAACUUUCUACCGGAAGUCAGACCUCACUGUCCAUCAGAGAAUUCACACAGGAGAGAAACCCUAUGAGUGUAAGGAGUGUGGGAAAACUUUCUCUUGGAGGAAAGGACUCAUUUUACAUUACAGAUCUCACACCGGAGAGAAACCCUAUGAAUGUAAACAGUGUAGGAAAACUUUCUCUUCAAAUUCAUCCCUCAAUGUUCAUCUGCGAAGUCACACAGGAGAGAAACGCUUUGAAUGUAAAGAAUGUAGGAAAACAUUCUUCUUGAAGUCAUACCUUGCUGUACACCAGAGAAUUCACACAGGAGAGAAACCCUAUGAAUGUAAAGAAUGUAGGAAAACUUUCACUUGUAAGGCAUACCUCACUGUUCACCAGAGAAUUCACACAGGAGAGAAGCCUUACGAGUGCAAAGUAUGCAGGAAAGCUUUCUCCUGGAGGAAGGGACUUAUUUUACAUCACAGAGCUCACACAGGAGAAAAACCUUAUGAAUGUAAAGAAUGUAGGAAGACUUUUUACCGGAAGUCAGAUCUCACAUUACAUCAAAGAAUUCACACAGGAGAGAAACCCUAUGAAUGUAAAGAAUGUGGUAAAACUUUCUCCCGGAAGUCUUAUCUCAUUUCACAUUACAGAACUCACACAGGAGAGAAACCUUAUGAUUGUAAAGAAUGUAGAAAAACUUUUUCAAGGAAGUCACAACUCAUUGUGCACCAGAGAUUUCACACAGGGGAAAAACCCUAUGAAUGUAAAAUAUGUAGAAAAACUUUCUCCUGCAAGGCAUAUCUUAAGGUGCACCAGAGAACUCAUGCAGGAGAGAAAUCAUAUGAAUGUUAUAAAGUAGAAGAUCUUUCUCCUGUCAGGCAUACAUCAUUAUAUCUCAGCGAAUUCAUAUAGUUGAGAAAUCUUUAGAACAUGAAGAAUAUAGGAAAGCUUUCUCAUUAAGUUUUUUUUUUAACUUUUUUU